UGUAGAGGACGUAUGUGAGUAGUCUACCGGAGUGCGAAAAGGAAGGAUCGACAAUUGAGAAAGUAAGAAAGACGCAGAAAAUUAAGCAGAAGAUAGUGGCAGCCAUUUUAACUGAUACUGUUGUUUCUGCGGCUUGUGGUGCUAAUUAUUGUUUUUUAAUAAUUUCAAGUUGAUCAAGUAACAAAAAAGAAUCGGUACUAUAUAGGAUUGUGGUGUUAUUCUGUGCCAAGAUAAAACACCAAGAUAAAAACGGUGCGAGAUAACGAUAAAAAAAUUCAGACGUCAAUGAUACAGUGCUCGAAGUGACGAGUGCAUGUGUAAAUGAUCACAGAAAGUAGUGGGGCUUGAUCGUAGUUGGCUGAGUGGACAGCCGAAAAGGAGGAGCUGCCGGAAAGGUUGUUACAAGCGACAGCGACGGCGACGGUGGCGACGGUGACGACAACGACAACGGUGGCUACGAUACGACGGCGACAACGAUCGCGAAAACAAAGCGGCAGCCCUGCCUAGGCAGUGUUAUUUUGCAGUUUCUUUUUUAGAAACCUUCUUCAAAGAGAAUCGUUACUAUUGCAAAGUGCACACAGUCACGCGCCACCGCGUACAUCAGCGCCACGAGAUGGAGAGACGAGCUGCUUUUGUGCUGCUGGGAAUGCUAUAUUUAGCGGGCACCCUCGUCACGGUCCAGGCAGUAACCUACACGGGAGCGUCGGUCGUGCACGAGAAUCAACCUUGGUCAAUCAAAUGUAGCAACCUGAAGUCGGACGAUUUGAUCAGAUGGACUAGGAACGGGCAAUCGCUUGAGCCAGAACUGGCAAGCGGUCAGCUAGUCGUCCAAUCGCCAGUGGGCAGCGGAAGUAGCACCCUCCAGGCAAUGCAUGCCACAGAUAACCAUGAAGGGGAUUAUAAAUGCACUCAGGAUAGCGAUGAGUCCUUUCAUCUGUGGAUAUAUUACGAUUCUCGGAACUUGAAGCUCGUUAGAAGAAUAAACGGAAAAUCAGAUUUAUCUCUAUGUCCUAGAAAUCUCAUGCUGAUGAAGUUUUUGUUUGAUCUCAAGAUAAAAGUAUUUGCACCCACGGAUGUUCCGUUGACAUUAGAAUGUGCAAAUAAAAGCGCAGGAGAGAAGUUACUAUGGUAUAAAGAAAGAGUUUUGAUCCAUACAGCGUUAGCUGGUAACGAGGACUUAAUAAAACUAAAUAAUGAAACAGGCGUUCUGGAACUUCUGAAAACCUCAGAUGUGUUGUACGGGAAUUAUACUUGCAAAGGAACCAAUUCUUCUACAGAAUAUAGGAUCGUACCAAGACCCACGGCGUACAUGCCUGAUUCAACAAGCGUAGUAGAAGGAGAAAAACUGCAUUUAACUUGUGCUGGUAAGCAAAAUCCUGGUAUCAAAGUAUCAUGGAAGUUUGGGGACCAGAAUUACACGCGUAGCAUGGGCCGCGUUAAACUUGGAUGGGACCAUGAAAGAAAUAUAUAUGGCGCUAUCCUAAUGGUUGAAAACAUCGAGAUGAACGAUCGUGGCAAUGUUUACUGCAGGGUAUCUUAUAACUGGUCUGAUACUGCAGAAAAUCACAUGGCAGAGGCGCAUACAUUCCUCAGGGUCAAAGAUAAGCUCGCCGCACUCUGGCCCUUUUUAGGCAUUUGCGCGGAGGUUGUUAUUUUGUGCGCCAUUAUUUUAGUUUAUGAGAAAAAGCGAAACAAGGCUGAACUCGAGGAGUCUGAUACCGAUCAAAGCCCCGACACCAAGCCAACACCCAACAAAGACUCCGACGUUAGACAAAGAAAGUGAAGGAGUGGAUAAUAAGCGGCGAAUGAAUGAGAGCGAUGCAGGAUAGCUGAAUCAAUGUGGGAAAAUAAUCGUGUGGCAUCUGCCGAAGUGACAAUAUAGAUAACUGUUACAAGAAAGAAAAAUAGCGAAAUAGAACAAAAAUAAAGAAACAAACUAUUCCGAAACGAGAGAAAGACAUCGUUCGAAGCGGAAACAUGAAUAUAAGAGUAAGAAAAAAAAUAAUAGGAAAAGAAACGAUAUAAUGUUCUAAGUGAAUAGGCUAAGCUCAGGAAGUGAGAUCCCCGGCCCUCGUCAUUCGAGUGCAUACCUGAAUGGAUACAGGCUUGUCUAUGCACAGAAAAUGUUAGCGUGCGCGGAAUUAUAAUUUACUAACAGAUUUAAAUUAAGCCUUACUAUCGUGUUCACUCCAUUUAUCAAAUGUUCGUCUGUCCGUACUCUCUUAUUACACUGCUUUGAUCGAUGAAAGCUAAAAAAAAAAAAAAAAAAAAAAAAAAAAAAAAAAAAAAAA
Messenger RNA from Apis dorsata (giant honeybee), 2291 nucleotides. RefSeq names its product basigin (gene Bsg). Bases 614 to 1783 code for a protein of 389 amino acids. NCBI's taxonomy places the organism in Eukaryota, Metazoa, Arthropoda, Insecta, Hymenoptera, Apidae. The record is from RefSeq and is a predicted model, not a curated record. The transcript is spliced from 6 exons.